AUGCAAGACGCGCAUACCGUUGUGGACACAGCAGCACACUCACUCACUCGCAUGCUGCAUGGCACGCCAGGAUACCACAUGCCAUCCGGCACACCCAUUUCUCUGCCACAUGCCUCCAGAAUUGCGCCUUGUUCAGCUGUCACAUUGAACGAUGUACCACCUCCCCCCGGUCCUCCGCCUGCCCCCCCUCCUCCGGGCGCUCCCCCUUGCGCUGGCGCUCCUCCGCCAGGCGCCGGCGCAGUGGGUGCAACGGGUGGCGCAACGGGCGGCGCAACGGAUGGCGCAACGGGUGGCGCAACGGGUGGCGCAGCGGGCGGCGCAGCGGGCGGCGCAACGGGUGGCGCAACGGGCGGUGCAACGGGUGGUGCAACGGCAAUGGGUGCGGGUGGUGCAACGGCAAUGGGUGCGGGUGGUGCAACGGCACUGGGUGCGGGUGGUGCAACGGCACUGGGUGCGGGUGGUGCAACGGCACUGGGUGCGGGUGGUGCAACGGGUGGUGCAACGGCAAUGGGUGCGGGCGGUGCAAUGGGUGCAAUGGGUGCGGGUGGUGCAACGGGUGGUGCAACAGGUGGUGCAACGGGUACGUUCCCCAGAGAUACUUUCACCGCUUGUAGAGGCCUGUCCGGCAAACAGACUACUAGUGAGCAGAAGCCACGCGCAGACAACGAGAGCGAGAGGCAGACGAGGAGUUAA
Closterium sp. Naga37s-1 is the source of this 693-nucleotide messenger RNA. The record is from the annotation of a GenBank genome assembly. Lineage: Eukaryota; Viridiplantae; Streptophyta; Zygnematophyceae; Desmidiales; Closteriaceae.